Molecule: messenger RNA, 1396 nt
Organism: Aspergillus saccharolyticus JOP 1030-1
Lineage: Eukaryota; Fungi; Ascomycota; Eurotiomycetes; Eurotiales; Aspergillaceae
Product: WD40 repeat domain-containing protein
Exons: 3
Coding region: 72-1187 (371 amino acids)
Biological process (GO): mRNA splicing, via spliceosome
Cellular component (GO): catalytic step 2 spliceosome
Molecular function (GO): protein binding
Source: RefSeq, a predicted model, not a curated record
CGGAACCUUUGAAGCAACUAGGUUGAGGGUACUUUGACUAGGUUUGAAUAGAAAACAUCGGCAAUCUACAGAUGUCGAUCAAACGAUUUCCGACCCAGUUGGUCCAUACGCUCAGAACACAUAAUGGACCUGUCAACGCAGUGACCUUCUCCAGCUAUCCUGGAACCUAUGUCCUGACCGGAUCAACCGAUCGCGCAGUGCAUCUCUCACGGGCGAUUCCGACGAACAACACCGGCACUGCAACCGAGACGACCUCGCCGAUCCAACGUUACGAAGCACAUGGAUACUCCGUGCUAGACGUCGCCGUCGCAGCCGAUAAUGCGCGAUUCACAAGCGUUGGUGGAGAUAAACAGGUGUUUCUGUGGGAUGUUGAACAAGGAGGAACCAUUCGACGUUGGAGUGGGCAUAAUGCGCGAGUGGAAGCGGUCCAGUUUGCUGGAGAGGACGACUCCGUCGUCGUGUCUGGCAGCGCGGACACGACCAUUCACCUCUGGGAUUGCAAGUCUAACUCGCACAAGCCGAUCCAGACAUUGACAGAAGCGCGGGACACCGUUUCCUCUCUACACGUGCACAUGGCUACCUACUCUAUUGCCAGUGGCAGCUACGACGGCCGCGUUCGAGUGUACGAUAUUCGCAUGGGCCGAACUACGGUUGACGUUCUCGCCCAUCCAGUCACAAGCGUGCGCUGCUCGACUGACGGCAACGCCGUGCUGGUGUCCACCCUGGAUGGGCGUAUUCGCAUGCUCGAUCGUAGCGACGGAAAAUUGUUGCAGGCUUUUGGGAGCGAGUCGACGAAGACAGACAACUCUGCCGGAUUCACGCUUGGACAGAGUCCCCUCGCGUAUCGCAAUAGUGAGCUGAGGAUUCGAUCCGUCUUUGCCAAGGCAGAUGCCGUCGUUCUGAGCGGCAGUGAAGCAGAGAAGGGGAGCAGUGACGCGGAGGCGGCCCAGGCAGCCGUGUUCGCUUGGGAUGUACUCAGCGGUGAGGUGAUUGCUGCCGUUCCUGCUGGGGAGGGGGUGAAGGCCGUUAGUGCCGUGGCGUGGAACGAAAAGGGAGGAUGUUGGGCCGGCGGUUACUCGGAUGGUAUGUUCUACUUUUUCCUCUUGUUGCCUGUUUCUCGAGUCAUUGUUUCUUACUCACCAAUCAUCAUCAUCAUCACCACAGGAGCCGUGAAGAUCUAUCGCUAGAGCGCGUCCCCCCACCGCCCCCAUCUCCUUCGCUCCCGGAAGAUGGGUGAGACUGGGGUCAUGGUCGAAUUCCUUCCACGCUGCUCUGCGCUUUGACAACUUGGCUGCUUACUCUUGCUCGUAUUCACUUACCACGAGAACCGACUGGCUACCAUGUCCUGAAAUUAGCAUUUCUUGCCUCAACGCCACCCAGACGCCCACGUGUGCGG